AUGAAUCUGCUGGUUUGGAACAUCCGAGGCUUCACGGAUGAAUCUAAACUUGUCUUAAAGGAGCACUGUCGCUCUUUCUCUCCUUUGUUGCUGGGUAUCAUUGAACCCAAGACAGCGUUUCAGAAUAUUCCCAGCAGUUUCUGGAAGUCUCUUAAUUUGGUGCCUUGUUUUCAAAACUCGCGUAUUAAUAUGUGUUCUAACAUAUGGAUUUUUUCUCAGCCUGAUGCUCGCACUUCUUUGGUUUUUGCUUCGGAUCAAGUGGUUAUUAUUGAUUGUGCUUGGCAGAACAAGAUGUUUCGGGUGGCUGUUGUGCAUGGGGCUUCUACGUAUUUGCUGAGACGAGCUCUCUGGAUUGACAUUCUGGAUCAUGCUGUGAGCUGCUAUGUGGUGAUGGGAGAUUUUAAUGCCGUUAAGGGGGCGCAUGAAAGAAGAAGUAACUGCAGGCCCAAUGUUACUUCUUGUGAGGAAUUUAGCGAUUUCAUUAACGCUUUGGGUUGCAUUGAAUCGCCCACUAUUGGUCUGAAAUAUACGUGGUCGGGUCGGCGGUUUAUGCCCUCCCAUGUGGAAUCUAAGCUGGAUAGAGCUUUUUUUUCUGAUAGCUUUGCUAAUUUCUGGAGCGCGGCCUUCACUCACGUCCUGCCUAGGAACACUUCGGACCAUUCUCCUAUUGUGUUGAGCUGCCAUUCUAAUCAUAUGAACAACAGGAGGUUCUUCCGGUUUUUGAAUAUGUGGACGUUACAUCCGGACUUCUUGGAGUUGGUUAAGGCUUCGUGGUCUAGAACGAUAGAUAGCUCCUGUCCGAUUUUUGCCGUUAUGGCUAAGCUGAAAAUAUUGAGAACGGAGAUUCGUAGCUGGAACAGAAGCACGUUCGGCAAUGUUGAUACUAUGCUUAUGGAGAAGCAGCAGGACCUUUUGGAGAUUCAGGAGAAAAUUGCUGCCGAGGGCUAUACUGAAGAUCUGUUUGAUAAAGAAAUUGGGGCGCAAGCUUGCAUUAAUUCGGAGCUCUCCCGGAAGAAUUCUCUGCUGCAACAGAAAAGCCGUUCUUCUUGGCUGCAAGAUGGGGAUAGGAAUACUGCGUUUUUCCACAGUAUGCUCAGAUAUAAAAAGAAACCUCACAUCAUUUCGCAUCUUAUGAUUGAUGGGAAUACGUGUGUCGAUCAGAAUAGAAUUGGGAAUCACAUUGUGGAUUUUUUCACCAACCUCUUCACCGAGAAUGAUCCCCAGUCAGAUAUCGUGGAGGUUGAAGCGAUUCUGGAUCAUGUUAUUUCAGAACAGAAUAAUAAUAUGUUGUCUGCCAUUCCGAAUGAAGAAGAGAUCACUGCGGCUGUCUUUCAAAUGGAUCCUAACAGUUCCCCGGGGCCUGAUGGUUUCUCUGGAAAGUUUUUCCAACACUGCUGGGAUAUUAUUAAGAAAGAUGUUUGGCGAGCUGUUAUCACUUUCUUUUCCUGCGCUUAUCUUCCGCUUGGGUGCAAUGCUAGUACUCUCAUUUUGAUCCCCAAAAAAGAGGUUGUAGCUUCGGUUACUGAUUUAAGGCCUAUUGUUCUCUUGAAUUUCUUUUUUAAGAUAAUUUCAAAAGUCUUGGCGACUCGGCUGGGUGUUGUGGCUGCUCAACAUGUCUCGAAUAACCAAUUUGGGUUCAUUAGUGGAAGGUCGAUCCACGAUUGUAUUAUGCUUGGCUCGGAGGGCAUCAAUUGUUUGAGACGUUCUUGCAAUGGCCAAAACAUGGCGUGUAAAGUGGAUAUUUCCAAAGCGUUUGACACGUUGAGAUGGGGUUUCCUCUUGAAUGUGCUAAGAGUUUGUGGCUACAAUCAUCGGUUCAUUAGGUGGAUUGAGGUUAUUUUGUCUUCGGCUCGGCUUUCUAUCCUCUAUAAUGGGGAUCUCUGGGGUUUCUUUGGUUGCACUAGAGGUGUUAGACAAGGGGAUCCGUUGUCUCCCAUUCUGUUUGGAAUUGCUGAAGACGCUCUUAGUAGACUUAUCCAUAAUUGCGUCCGAUCUGGGCAUCUUGUGCCUAUGCAAUUCAGUAGAGGGGUGAAUUUUCCUACGCAUCUUUUCUAUGCGGAUGACAUCCUGAUCUUCUGCAAGGCCACCAAAGCUAAUGCUAGAACUUUGCUGAAGAUCUUGAAUUACUAUGGUGAUAUUUCUGGUCAAAUUUUCAGUCCUUCAAAAUCCCAGAUCGUUUUCUCGGACCGUGUUAUUGCGAGAACUAAGAGGCAGGUGACUCGGAUCUUGGCUCUUACUACUGGGAAUUUGCCUUUCACUUAUCUGGGUGUUCCGAUUUUUCGUGGCAAACCCAAGGCUUCGCACCUCCAAGCGAUUCAUGAUCGUAUCAUUAAUAAAUUUGCUCGCUGGAAAGGUUUACAGCUUUCCAUGGCGGGUAGACUUUGUUUAAUCAAUUCGGUCAUUAGUAGCUCUCUCACCCACUCCAUGAUGGUUUUCAGAUGGCCCCGUUCUCUGCUGAAAGAUUUAGAUGCUAAAUGCAGAAAUUUCCUUUGGAAUGGUGAUGUUAAUAAGCAACCUUCUUGCUCUGUUAAUUGGAAUAGAGUUUGUGCUGUUAAGGCUGAAGGUGGUUUGGGAAUCCGCUCCUUCGUGACUAUGAAUAAGAGUUUUCUUAUGAAGAUGGCUUGGAAGGUUAUUGAAGGGAAUAGCUUUGGCUUUGAUAUUAUGAAACGUAGGUAUCUCACUCCUUGUUGCAAAGUGAAAGCAGUGGCUCCCUCCUCGGUUUGGAAUGGGCUUCGUGAGGAAACGAGCGAGCUUAUCUGGGACUCUUUCAGCUACAUUGGUAAAGGUGACUCUACUCUCUUUUGGUUAGAUGACUGGCUUGGGUACAGAAUUGCAGAAAAAUGUGGUGUGCCGUUCUUUUUGAAGGAGGCUCUUACUCAAACUGUUGCGGAUUAUUUCUUUGAUGGAGUUUGGCAUUUUACUCAAGCGUUUGUGAAUUCCUAUCCGAUGGUGGUUUGCGACAUUCUAUUAUUACCUAUUGGAGACUCGGACACGAGAUUUUGGAAGCCUUCGUUACAAGGGAAAGUGACGGCUACUCUUGCUUUUUCCCAUCAUGGGCAUAAGUUUCCUACGGUCUCUUGGGGAAAGUGGAUUUGGGAGCCCUUCAUUCCGGUUCGUAGAUCGUUGGUGUGCUGGCGUUUGUUACAUGAUAGAAUGUCGACUAUUGAUAGGCUCAUUAGACACGGAAUGAUCACUCCGAACAGGUGUCCUAUCUGCCAUAGAGAUUCUGAGACGUCGGCACACAUUUUCUGGGAUUGUGCGCUUGUGAGACCUGUCUGGACCGAGUUCUUAAAGUGGUUUAACUUUCUGGAGGCCUUAAACUCGGCUGAUAUUCAUAGUUUUUUGGUUCUUGCUUGGAGUAGGAAGCUGAGUUCUCAAAUUAAUAAUUUCUGGAAAGGUGGGAUUAUUGCCAUGAUUUGGGCUAUUUGGAGUCAACGUAACAUGUGUGUCUUUGACAAUUUUAAUUUUUGUCCGAAGCGCAUUCUUCACGUGGUGAGAGUGUCUUUCCUGGAGAUGGAAAUGAAUUUUAAGAAGCUUGGUCACAUGGACAAUAGUUGGGCGGAUUAUACUGUUUUAAGGAAUAUUGGUAUUAAAGGUAGAGCUGCACCUCCGCCGAAUUAUAUCACGGUCAGCUGGUGGCCGCCUACGGCGCCUUGGAUGAAAGUCAAUACGGAUGGCUCAGCUAUGGGGGCGCCGGGUGCUAUUGGAUAUGGAGGAGUUUUCCGCGAUCACUGGGGAUGGGUUCGAGGAUGUUUCCAUUACAAGUACAGCAUGGGUUAUGCUUUUGAAGCGGAAUUAUUGGCUGUUAUUAUGGCCAUUCGUUUUGCUCGAAUGAGACACUGGACGAUGCUUUGGAUUGAGUCUGACUCCACCUAUGUAGUUGGUCUGCUACGUGAAAGGUCUAAGGAUGUGCCUUGGAGAUUCAAAGCUUCCUGGGACGACACUCUGAGUUCCCUGUCUUUGUUUCAGCUUCACAUCACACAUAUUUUUCGGGAAGGAAACAAGGCUGCGGAUUUAAUGGCGAACCCUUCGCGUGACGAGGGCUGGUGGCCUCAUGAGAUUGAAGAGAUAAAAGAUGUCGUUCGGCAAGAUAUGGCUAUGCACUCUUAUGUUCGUAUUUCCCGUUAG
Molecule: messenger RNA, 4128 nt
Organism: Salvia miltiorrhiza (redroot sage)
Lineage: Eukaryota; Viridiplantae; Streptophyta; Magnoliopsida; Lamiales; Lamiaceae
Exons: 1
Coding region: 1-4128 (1375 amino acids)
Molecular function (GO): RNA-DNA hybrid ribonuclease activity; nucleic acid binding
Source: RefSeq, a predicted model, not a curated record